Molecule: messenger RNA, 1404 nt
Organism: Selaginella moellendorffii
Lineage: Eukaryota; Viridiplantae; Streptophyta; Lycopodiopsida; Selaginellales; Selaginellaceae
Product: polygalacturonase ADPG2
Exons: 6
Coding region: 1-1404 (467 amino acids)
Biological process (GO): carbohydrate metabolic process
Molecular function (GO): polygalacturonase activity
Source: RefSeq, a predicted model, not a curated record
AUGGCGAAUUUAUCUAUAUUCCUCUGUGUGUUUCUUGCCAUUGCUAUUGCUUGCUGCUGUGGCCAAAGUGCGUUAGCAUCUCACGAUCACACUGGAAAGAAGAAGCCCAGGGAUGGGGACCGGGAUUGGUCGCCCAAGCAUUCACCACCAUCACACAAGGCUCCAAAGGCUCCAAAGGUUAGAUCUCCUCCUCUGUUUGAAGAUGAAUCUCCUCCGCCACCCCAUCAUGCUCCAAAGGCUCCGAAGGCUCCAAAGGUUAGAUCUCCUCCUCCGUUUGAAGAUGAAUCUCCUCUGCCACCCCAUCAUGCUCCAAAGCCUCCGAAAGCUCCAAAGGCUCCAAAGGCUCCAAAGGUUAGAUCUCCUCCGCCAGCCAAGGCUCCUCCUCCCCCUUCUGUCACGCUACCACGGUCGCCGCCACCACCCAGCUCGUCACCGCUCACUGGCAAAGAGUUUAACGUCAAGAACUAUGGAGCUGUCGGCGAUGGAAAGCACGAUGAUGCCCAGGUGGAUGGAACUCUGCAUGCCAUCCCAAGGAGUGCGUGGCUGUCCAAGUUUUCCUCCGAGAAAAGCUGGCUCCUGUUCACUAAGGUGACGGACUUCACACUGACUGGCGGAACUUUCAACGGCAACGGCCAAGAUUGGUGGGCUCAUUCCUGUAAGAAAGACAAAAGCCAGGCUGUGAGGUUUGAGGACAGCAAGAACAUCAAGGUGGAAGGCAUCACCAUAACCAACAGUCCCCAAAUCCACAUUACGUUUUCGGACUCUCAAGCCAUCCAGGCAACAGACGUGGUGAUAAACUCUCCAGAAAGCAGCCCAAACACCGACGGUAUUCACGUUUCAGGGAGCACUAAUGUUGUAGUUAGAGACGCAGACAUCUCUGCCGGUGACGACUGCGUGUCGAUUGUUUCUGGGAGCUCCAACAUCCAGGUUUUGGGCGGGCGAUGCGGCCCUGGUCACGGCAUCAGCAUCGGAAGCCUUGGCAAGGGCGGGUCUUACGCCACCGUUUCCAACGUUCAAGUCUCAGGUGUCAAGAUCGACGCGGCCACAAAUGGCGUACGGAUCAAGACAUGGCAGGGUGGCAAAGGUUACGUGAGCAAUGUGAUAUUUGAAAAUAUCAGCAUGGACAACGUGAAGAACCCGAUCAUUAUCGAUCAAAACUACUGCGAUGGCGGCUGUGGCAAGAAGCGGGGGUCGUCUCUAACAAUCCAGGGAGUUACGUACUCGAAUAUCGUGGGCACUUCGGCAUCUCCGGACGGAAUCAACUUGCACUGCAGCUCAAGCGGCGCAUGCACGAACAUCCACUUCAGCAAUGUCAAGCUGACCCUGGGCAGCUCUGGAAAGGCGGCUGGAGCGGUUUGCGAGAAUGUUCAAGGCUACACCUCAGAUUGCAGAAGUUCAAGUUAG